AUGAUUGUGUUAUACUCCGUGGCUAGCCUUCUGGCAAGCACCGUUAGUGCCGGCAACGCCGCCGAUCUAGUAGGCACCUGGACCACAAAGUCCCGCGCCGUUGUUACUGGCCCAGGAUUCUAUGACGCAGUCAACGACAAGUUCAUCGAGCCAGACCUUACGGGUAUCUCGUUUUCGUUCACAGCUGACGGGCACUUUGAGGAAGCGUUCUACCGGGCUGUUGCCAACCCUCAGAACCCCGCAUGUCCACAGGGCAUCAUGCAGUGGCAGCAUGGGACCUACACCAUAGGUCGUGAUGGCUCUCUGCAUUUGACACCAAUCGCCGUAGACGGCAGACAGCUACUAUCAGACCCGUGCUCGUCUUCGAUGGGAACAUACACGAGGUACAACCAGACUGAAAAGUACAAUUCUUUCACCGUCGCGGUGGACCCAUACUAUGAGAGCAUGCGCCUGGAUCUCUACUCGUUUGAUGGAUCGCCAAUGCACCCGAUGUACCUUGCCUACAGGCCACCGGAGAUGUUGCCGACCACGACUUUGAACCCCAUCUCAUCCAAAAGAUCAAAACGGGACAAUAGCCGAAAGACAACCCCGACUUUCGACCUGGGGAAGAUCGUCAGUAGAGACAACCUCAUUGAUCCGAAUCGCCUGAUGUGGGUUGGCAUCAUUAUGAGUGCGAUGGGUGGAAUUGCUAUGUUCAUGCCAUAG
This is a messenger RNA of Aspergillus calidoustus, 705 nucleotides long. The record is from the annotation of a GenBank genome assembly. NCBI's taxonomy places the organism in Eukaryota, Fungi, Ascomycota, Eurotiomycetes, Eurotiales, Aspergillaceae.